AUGCCGGCGCUGCGAGAAAAAGAGCAUGACGGAGAAGGAGUCGACGCCGAAGAAGAGUCAGAGAACAUGGUUGUCGUCGAAGGAUUUACCGUGUAUCGGAAAUGUGAUAUUGUAGGGUUCACGGAUGUUGAUUCAGCAAUGAUUAAUGCUCUGAUUGAGAGAUGGCGGCCUGAGACUCACACAUUUCAUUUUUCGGUUGGUGAGUGUGCCGUGACCUUGGAGGAUGUGGUGAUAAUUCUUGGUCCGCCGACAAAUGGUCUUCCGGUUACAGGACCGACCAUGAGUAGUUUUGAGGCAUUGGAAGCCGAGUGCUUGCACCAAUUUGGAGUUACACCGAGGAAGACGGACUGUAGAGGGAGCUUUAUAAAAUUAACAUGGUUUAGGAGUUUGAAAGAUCGUAUAUUGUUGAAUGAUGAUGUGCACAUUCAGAUGUAUGUAAAGUGUCACAUAAUGUUGUUAUUUGGGACAAUUCUGUUUGGAGAUAAGUCAGGUGCAGCUGUGCAUUGA
Messenger RNA from Arachis ipaensis, 507 nucleotides. NCBI's taxonomy places the organism in Eukaryota, Viridiplantae, Streptophyta, Magnoliopsida, Fabales, Fabaceae. The record is from RefSeq and is a predicted model, not a curated record.